Messenger RNA from Staurois parvus, 357 nucleotides. NCBI's taxonomy places the organism in Eukaryota, Metazoa, Chordata, Amphibia, Anura, Ranidae. The record is from the annotation of a GenBank genome assembly.
UGUCAGCUCCUGCAAACUGCUUUGUAUGACUUUUCAUAGCAGAGCCAUGCAAAGCAGUGUGCUUACAGUUAAAACACGCACAGCACACAGUUAACAAUUUUAUCACCCCACAUGUUAACCCCUUCCUGCCCAGUGCCAUUAGUACAGUGUCAGUGCUUUUUUAUUAGCACUGAUCAGUGUAUUGGUGUCACUCAGGAUGUCAGUGACACCAAGUCAGUUCCCCUCAGUGUCAGAAUGCCCACUGCAGUCCUGCUAUAAGUUGCUGAAUGCUGCCAUUACUAGUAAAAAUUAAAAAGAAAUCCCAGUAUACUGUAUAUACCGCCAUUUGUAGACGCUAUAAAUUAAUUUACGCGUAUU